AUGAAAACAGAAUAUUCUCUAUUAAGGGAAGAAGGCGGUCAAACAAUAAACAAUAUCGAUGGAAUUGCAAGGGCUUUUGUGGAGUUUUAUACAAAAUUGUUGGGGACGAAAAAAGAUAGCAGGAAACAUGUAUGCAGCAACAUAAUUAGAGCAGGACCUAUUGUGAAUAAAGAACAGAGGAUAAUGUUUGAAGCUGAUUUCACAAGUGUAGAGGUAAAGCAAGCUCCGUGGGGCAUUGAUGGAGAAAAAGCACAAGGGCCAGAUAGAUAUGGGAACAGUUUCUUCAAAGACUACUGGAACACUGUAGGGAAAAAUCUAACGGCGGGAGUAUUAGAAUUCUUUGUUACAGGGAAGAUGUUGAAGGCACUGAAUAACAAAGUGACAACAGUCAUUCCAAAAACAAAAUAUGCAGACAAAGUGGGAGAUUAUCGUCCAAUUGCGUGCUGCAACACAGUGUAUAAAGUGAUAUAA
Messenger RNA from Nicotiana tabacum (common tobacco), 471 nucleotides. RefSeq lists its product as uncharacterized. NCBI's taxonomy places the organism in Eukaryota, Viridiplantae, Streptophyta, Magnoliopsida, Solanales, Solanaceae. The record is from RefSeq and is a predicted model, not a curated record.